Belonocnema kinseyi is the source of this 2234-nucleotide messenger RNA. It is a transcript of the gene shu, whose product is annotated as inactive peptidyl-prolyl cis-trans isomerase FKBP6-like. Gene Ontology annotation, molecular function: peptidyl-prolyl cis-trans isomerase activity; protein binding. NCBI's taxonomy places the organism in Eukaryota, Metazoa, Arthropoda, Insecta, Hymenoptera, Cynipidae. The transcript is spliced from 7 exons. Bases 240 to 1700 code for a protein of 486 amino acids. The record is from RefSeq and is a predicted model, not a curated record.
GCGCAAAAAGUUUGAACAGUGUUAUUUUUGAUUAAUGCUAAUGUUAUUUUUAUUAAUGCUAAUGUUAUUAAUAAAUAACCUACCCAAUAAUUUAUUAAGUUCAUGAGAUGACUGUUGUGUCUAUUCUUUAUUAAAUACUCUAACAAUCCUCAUCAAAGGUAUUAUCUUUGCCCUCAUCACACCUUUUGCAUGGCACACAACUUUGAGUGGGUUUCUAAAAUAGGAGACUAGAGUGAAAGAUGGCAAGCUGUGUUUCAGUAGAAGAUGGUUUCACCCUCACUGACUUGCUGUCGCAAGAGGGUGUCACUUUGGAGAUUGGAAAUGAUAUGAACGAUUUUGAAGAAGAUUUUGAAUACUCCAAAAAUGUAUUCAUGUCGAACGAUGAGAUUUUGAAAUUUCUCAAUAUGGGCGAUGCAGAUGAAGUUGAUGAAAAUGAAGAAAAUGAAGAGGCUCCUGAAGCUGUAAUGCCAUGUGACAUUAACUUUGAUAAACUAAGAAGAAAGAUGAAUGAUAUUCUUGGCAACGGCAUGGUCAUGAAGCUAACAAGAAGAGAAGGAGUCGGGGAAAAAGUACCUGACGGCGCACAGGUUUCUAUAAAAUAUAUAGGUUACUUCGAAUACCAAGAUGAACCAUUUGAUUCGUCAUACGCACAUGGUUCUGGACCAGACGUUUUUCGCUUGGGCCAAGGACAAGUUAUACCAGGGUUAGACCUUGGGAUCAGCACGAUGAGAAAACACGAAAUAUCUGUUUUUCUCAUAAAGGCAGACUAUGCAUAUGGCCCAUUAGGCUGCCAACCUCGAAUUCCUCCCAAUCAAGAAGUUUUGUUUGCAGUUUACCUUACUGAUUUUAUCGAUCAUGGAACCGCCGAAACUUUCAAUAAUCUGUCUGUUGACGAACAAAAGUUAUUUGCAGUUGUCAAAAAGCGUGCAUUGACUAUGAUGGUUAAUGGCAAUGAGAACUAUAGAAAAGAGAAAACAAGACAGGCGAUAAGAGACUACUCGAAAGUUGUCAGUAUGCUGGAAGGAGCUCAAUUAGAAAAUGACGAAGAGGAAGAGGAACAAAAAAAGCUAUUAACGAGGGCGUAUGGAAAUUUGGCAGUUUGCUAUAACAAGGAGAACAGACCGCGAAAUGCAUGUGUGGCUUGCCAAAAAGUCCCAUAUCCUAAUGCAAAAACUUACUUCCAGGUGAACUUCAAGUUGCUGCCAUGGAAAAAAGUCACCUUAGCAAACAAGUUAACACUUUAUAAUAAACUAAGAAAAUCAUUUUACAAAGCCCUAGCCCAUUAUCUUUGUGGGUUUUCUUUUGGAAGAGCACUUCUUCGGUUAGGAGAAUUUGAAAAAGCUAAAGAUCAGUUGUGGAAAGCCAGAGAACUAGAACCAAACAAUAAACAGACUCUUAAGGAAAUCAAACAAGCGGAUGACAUGCAUGUCAAGUACAAAUCGGCAGAAAAACGUCUUUGGACAAAUUGUUUAAAGAUAACUAAAGAAGAAGCAGCAAGAACUGAGUUCGAAAAGGCGGCUUAUGAACUUUGUGAAACCUUUAAGAACGAUAUUGACUUGAUAAGACAACCAUUACCAGAUGGUUUAACGCCGGACGAAGAUCAGUGCAUUCGAGAAGUUGCUUUAAGUCACGGACUUUCAAUCACAAAUCAUAAACGAUAUGGAAAAGAAAUUGUUUUUCUCACAAAACCUAAUUAUUAGGGAAAGUUUACAAGUCAUGCUUAAUUGGGGACUAGAAUAUAAAACUGAUAUUAAUGAAGCUGAUCUCGAAUUCUUCAUUUCUUCUACGGUGUAGACUUAUAUUUUUUAUUUUGAUAUAUUAUUUUUCGGUCUUUAAGUCGGUAGUAUAUAUACAUUGUGAGUAUCACAAUACGCAGAAGCUAUUAUCAUCUGAUUGAAAUAUGAAUUAAUUUCAAAAGUUAUGUUUCAUUUGUCUGAUUUUUAAAAUUGGAAGCUUUAAUGAUAGAAAUCAUAACUAGAAAUUUAUGAUAACAGGGUAUAUUCAGAGGGACAGUUGGUUUUAUACAAAGCGGGCAGUAUUAAACAUCGUAAUGGCCGAUAGAAAGAAAAAAUCGAAGUCUCAAAACAUUUUUGGUCCGUUACAUAUUUUGGGUACUACAUAGCAUUAAAAUUGCAUGUAUGUGUACAGUUAGUUGCAAGUGCGUGAUCUGCGAUCUAGAAAAGCAGUAUCUCCUACCGCAGUAACUUCAGGCUGCUUCGAGCUUAAAAAAAAAA